AUGCCCCCCAGCAUUGACCCUCCCGGAACGCUAAUCCACCAUGCCAACGGCCAAACCAGCCACGUCAUGAUCGACGACUUCACCGACCCAUGGCUCGCGCACGAAACCGAAACCAUCCUGAUCCAACCUGGAUUCGCCCGGCACGCCGCAUUCUGGUAUCACUGGAUCCCCGCGCUGAGUCGUGAGUAUCGCGUGGUGCGGCGCGACUCUCGCGGGCACGGCUGGUCGAGCGCGCCGGCACCAACACCAACCCGACCACCACAACCGGAGGAUGACGAUACCUCAGAACCCCCCUACGACUACGACUGGUCGGUCGACACCAUAUGCGACGAGAUCAUCGACUGCCUGGACCAACUCUCCAUAGCCAAAGUGCACUUCCUCGGCGAGUCGACCAGCGGCAUGAUCGGCGAGAUCCUGGCGGCCAAGUAUCCGCACCGCCUGCGGUCGCUGACCAUCUGCUCGUCGCCGACCUUCUUGCCGCCGCCGGCGCUCGAGCUGUUCGCCUUCGGCCACCGGGACUGGCCGACCGCGUGUCGCGAACUGGGCCCACGGGCUUGGGGGGAGGCGCUGUCCAAGGUCCCCGGCACCGUGUCAGUGCCGGACCCGGCCUACUUGCUCUGGUGGAUCGAUCAGAUCGCCCUGUCGUCGCCGGACGGCCUGGCCGGCUACGCGGGCUUCUUGUCCACCCUGGACUCGAGACCGUAUCUGGCGCAGAUAAGGCUGCCCAUGCUGAUCCUGGCCCCGGCCAAGAGCGCCGCAACCACGCUCGAAGAACAGCGGAAGAUUGCGCAGAGUGUGAAAAAUAGUCGCAUCGAAGUCAUCCAUGGAACGGGCCACGAGAUCUAUGUCGAGAUGCCGCAUGAAUGUCAGGCUGCCGUGUUGGACUUUCUUAAGUCUCUGAAACAAAAGCCUUGA
Molecule: messenger RNA, 915 nt
Organism: Capronia epimyces CBS 606.96
Lineage: Eukaryota; Fungi; Ascomycota; Eurotiomycetes; Chaetothyriales; Herpotrichiellaceae
Exons: 1
Coding region: 1-915 (304 amino acids)
Source: RefSeq, a predicted model, not a curated record